Messenger RNA from Gigantopelta aegis, 4765 nucleotides. RefSeq names its product protein SET-like. Gene Ontology annotation, cellular component: nucleus; chromatin. The record is from RefSeq and is a predicted model, not a curated record. Gene Ontology annotation, biological process: nucleosome assembly. Bases 29 to 844 code for a protein of 271 amino acids. The transcript is spliced from 8 exons. NCBI's taxonomy places the organism in Eukaryota, Metazoa, Mollusca, Gastropoda, Neomphalida, Peltospiridae. Gene Ontology annotation, molecular function: histone binding; chromatin binding.
ACCCUCUUUCCCCCGCUUUCCUGAAAUCAUGGCGACUGCGGCUAAAGUCAGUAAACCUGAGGGCAAAAAUAAUCAUGAUACGUCAGACGAACAAGCAGAUAAAGAACAGCAGGAGGCUAUAGAACAAAUUGAUGAGGUUCAGAAUGAAAUCGACCGACUGAACGAACAGGCCAGUGAGGAGAUUCUCAAAGUUGAACAGAAAUACAACAAACUACGGCAACCAUACUUUGGAAAACGUUCAGAUCUUAUAAGCAAAAUACCUAAUUUCUGGGUAACAGCUUUUGUAAAUCACCCACAAGUAUCUGCUCUGUUGAAUGAAGAAGAUGAAGAAGCAUUACAGUACCUCACGAAGGUUGAGGUUCAAGAAUUUGAAGAUAUCAAAUCUGGGUACAGAAUAAACUUUCAUUUUGAUGCCAAUCCUUAUUUUGAAAAUGAAGUAAUAACUAAAGAAUUUCACCUAAAUGAUACUGGUGAACCCUCCUCUAAAUCUACACCCAUCAACUGGAAGGCCUCAAAGGACUUAACAAAAAAAUCCAGUUUGGCAGCGAAAGGUGGAAGGAAACGGAACUACGAUGAGCAAGAAUCAUUUUUCUGUUGGUUCGCCGAUCAUGGGGAUGCAGGUGCUGAUGAGCUGGGAGAAGUUGUGAAAGACGACAUCUGGCCCAAUCCUUUACAGUACUAUUUGGCUUCAGAAAUAGACGAGGAGGCGACAGGUGAAGUUGGGGAAGAUGAUGAGUUGGAUGAAGAAGGCCUUGAGGAUGACGAAGGUGCUGAAGAAGAUGAUUUGGAGGAAGAUGAGGAGGCUGAAGGUGAGGAGGCGGAGGAAGCGGAAGAUGGGGAAUAAAUGGCUAUGUCACUCAUUUUAAUCAUUGUUGAUCAUCUCAUUGAACCCGUCAUCAAUUAGCCUUACAGUCUGUGCAGCAAACGUGUUUGUCACAUUAUCACAUUGCAGGUUUCUAACCGUACUGCUCCCAGUUGGAGAACCAUGGCAUGAAUCGUUGGGACUCUGAACACAGUAAAUCGUUAAUGGCAUUCCGCAUUUGUGUCGUCUGUACUUUUGAUUCUGCAGGGACUGCAUCAUUUAAUGUUGACACAUGUUUUAAUUGAUUGCUUUCAUGUUUGAAGAAACGACUCCCAUUACACAGUGUUGUAUCCGAUUUGAACAUUGUAGUCAGACUUGUGAAUUUAUUAUUAAUUAUUUUGUGGGGAGUAGCUCAUCUGAACGUAAUUGCAGACGAGGUGAUGUUACUAAUCAAUUUUAGGUUUAAAGUCUACAUUGUUUUCAUCAUACAGUAUAAAACUAAUGGCAUUACAAGUUAAACCUUUGUUCAAGCAUUUCACUAUGUAAUAGUAGAGCGCUGCUCAUAUUUGUUUAAUAUAUAGUCGACAUUAUCUCUUUCUUGAUAUCACUGUUCUGCUGCCAGAAUCAUGAAUACGUAAUAUACUUUCUAUUUGGUUGGGUGUAUUCAAGAAACCACAUAACUGCGUUAAUGUUUUUCGUAAGCAAUUUGUAUUACUAAUGAAUCUAAGCAUUAUUGGUACAGGUACAUUUGUGCUGCUAACAAUUUGGUUUCCUUGAUGCUGAAUAUCUUUAUACCUAUCUUGGUUUACUAAAUAUUAAGGGGUUUUUUUACUCAUUCUUUUUGCUUGCAUCAUUGGGAUUAAGUGAGGUAUGAUUUCUUGAGACAAAAUCUGAACACAGUUAAGGCCUCUUGAAAAUUGCAAGUUCGGUCAUAUAUUUGCAUUGCUUGUGCAAGUCUUAGUUUUGUGUAACCCAUUUUUUGUUCACAUAUUAAAUGUAGAACAUUUACAAUGAUUGUGAUAGGUUGCACAAAACUAAAUUGGUUGGCUGAAUUUGUUUUUGCAUUACAACUUGUAAAUGGUUUAUAUGCCAAUUUUUCAAUUCCCAGAGGCCUGCAGUGUUGUAGCUCAUAAGCUAUCUUUUGGACGAACUGUGGUUUCUGCAAGAAUGUGACGCUUUCUAAGAUGUUUGUUUUCAUUACUCCAUUUUCAUUUACGUUGGAGAUUUCAACCCAACUUAACUGAAAUAGCCCCCAUUUUAAAUGUGAUUGUUUGUAUAUUUGUAGCCUUUUUAGCUCAUGAUUUGUCUUAUGUUAAAAAUAUUUCCUCCUCUAAUUCUGUCUAGUUGUUGGUGACUUCCGUUUGUUACAUGAAUAUCAUUUUAUACUGCUUGUCUGAUAAUAUACUAGUGUAUGCAGAAUCAAGAUUAACACCCCUAAACUAAAAACACCCCUGAAAUACAAAAUGAUACAUGAGAUAUACAUUUUAAAUACAUUGUCUUACUAACAAAGAUGGCAGAUCGUUUUAAGAUUGAAGAAAAAUGUAAAUGCCGAACUUAAACAUUAAUGAAAAGAAUAUCCUGAAUUUUUGUUUAAUUUUUACCAUUUGAAAAAUAUAUUGGUCUUAACAGAAGAAAUUUUAGCUGUAGAGUAAUGUGCUUUGUCGUGAAGUAAGACAUUUUAUUAACAUGGACGUUUUUCAUCUUUGUAGGUGUACUUUGCAUCAAGCAGUAUUUCUUCACCUUUAGAAGUGAAAUUUUCACAAUGUAAUUAUUUUUAUACUUUAAGGUUAAUCAUUCAUUUGCAUGUAGUAUUGUUGGAAACGUUUGAUGUACAGUAACUGUCGAGGCCACCUGCAGUUUGAUUGCAACAUGCAUUGUUUUGUUACGGUUUGGGGGAUACUUAUGAAAGUCUCUUACUUCUUUGUAUGCAAGGCAACUACUUUUUGCUAAAAAAAAAUUCCUUCUCCACAAACAAAUGAUAUAUGUCAUGAAAAUAUUACAGUUUAGCUGUUUAUAAAUUUGAUGUAGAGUCAUUGAAAUUGCACAUUGGUAAUGUGUGUUUUAAAAUUAAAACCCACGUCCAUACGGUUUCGGUUUGGCAGUUAUAUUAAGAAGAAAUCAUGCUGUGUGGUUUUCCUGACCAGCGAGUCCCAUUUGGAUCAGACUGAAAGGUUCUGGUGUUUCAUUGUCAUUAUCACCUUUUUACUCAUCUCAACCCCAUGAUUCCGAGAAAAGCCAGCGGAAAAUAGGAAUAUGUGUUUGUCGAGAGAUGUAUUGUGGUCUUACAAUCUAUCCAGCUUUCAAUUGUUUUUGUAUUUGAAAAAUAGCUGUUCUCCCAUUACAUUCAGACACCCUUUCAUUCGUCAUGAUUAAAAUGUCUUGAAAUAUUUAAAAAUUAAUAUUAAUUUUCUAAAGUGGACACUAAUACAAGUGAAUUGAUCAUCUGUAGGUUUUAGCAGGCUGCUGGCAUUGGCUGCAGGACAGAUGAAAUGUAAACAGAUUUACGGUGCACUUGGUACCUCAGAAUACUGUAACCAAAUUGCCCCAUUGCUGUAGAAAUCAGACUGAGGCUUUAAAAAAAUCUAUAUCUAACUUGCUGAGCACCUCAAAAAUAGUGCCAUGGAAGUAUGUCUUUGGAAAUUGGUUUCAUAGUGUUUCAAGUGCAUUGAAAAAGGUAUUUCCUGCUUGAAAAUUCUCUGUACAACUUCCUUGCAUUCUUGAAAACAUUCUAUCGGUUAAAAUGAUCAAUGCUGUUUGGUGGUAGAUUUAAAAUGCACCGUUUCCAUAUCUCAAAUGCAAAGAACUUUGGCAAUGUUUGGUUAUAUUUAAACUCCUCAAAUUUUACUUGCAUGCAGAGAUAAAAUUGUCAUCAAAACUACCAUUUCAUUGUAUCGAAUACACAGGUUCAGUCACCUAUGAAUGGUAUUACAUUGUUUGGGGGGGGGGGGGGGGGGGGGGGGGUGGGGGGGGGGGGGGUGUGUAAAUAUUUUUAAAAUAUAGAUCCUUGAUUAAUAAAUAUGAUAUAUAUUGGCCUCCUAGUCCAUUGUUCAUUACCAAGCACCCUGAAGGUUUUCAAACAAUCCAUUUCUAAUUGUCAUCAGUACAUGCAUUUCAUACAGUUUACAGGUUAAUCAUUUUAUAUUGGGUCAUACCACAAAAUUUACUACAUUUUAUUACUGUAGGUUUUUUAUUAUUUUUAUUUCCUCUGAAGGCUGGAUAGAUUGUAAAGUGUUUUUGGGUUUCCAGCUUUAACGAUUUGUAGGUCAAAAUGCAGCACAGAAUAGUAGUAACCAUUGACUUGUACUAUUCAAACCCUUCGAUCUACAUCACUUAAGAUGACAUAAUGUGCUGAAGAAAAGUUCACUUCUGCAGAUUGUUUGACUUUUCAUUAACAAAAAUCAUUGGUGUAUGUGAAAAUUUGCUAUACUGACAUUAAAACAAGAACAUCUUUGUUUAAAUGACAAAAUUGUAGUGUUUGAAAAUGCUAUCGAUCCACAAGAUUCAACACUGAAAAAACUAAAAUUGUAUUUUUAAUAUUUUCUGCAUCAGUGUUUUCAAAAAUAAUUACUGUUCGACAUGUGCAACAAAAAUGUUUUUUGUAGUGAAUGUUUCAUCAGUGUAUUUUGGUGGUCUGUUGUGAUCUAGGUUGCAGAGUUUAUCCUUUCUCCUGUAUACUAUUUAAACAUCAAAGUGUUCGUAAUUGAUCUUUGAAACGGUUUACAAUUGUAAAUAAAAUUGGUGCAAGACAAUAAUCUUGUCGGAGGAAUUAUUUCAUAUGCAUGCUUGUUUACAGGUUAAAGCUGGAAGUUUGUGACAAACGAAAUGUGUUUGAUAAGUGGUGUGAAUUUUUUUUUUUUUUUUUUUUUUUUUAUAAAAUGUUUCAUAGUAUGUCGGUGAUGCAUCAGAUUUUAUCAUGUCAUUACAACAAUCACAAAUGUCAAAAUAAAGAUGUGUCAUAAACAA